This is a messenger RNA of Coturnix japonica (Japanese quail), 2494 nucleotides long. The record is from RefSeq and is a predicted model, not a curated record. Lineage: Eukaryota; Metazoa; Chordata; Aves; Galliformes; Phasianidae.
GAAGGGCCGGGCCAGCUCCAGUGCCUGCAAGGAUGGGUGGGCGGCAGUGACCCUGGGGGCCGAGGAGGGGGCGCGGGGCUCUGGCUGCACAGGAACCGGGUGUUGCUGGUGCCAGUUCUCAGCCGGGCUGCGAUGACGCCUGGCACAGCGCUGAGCUCAUUGGCCUGGAGCUGCCCUGACUCACCCAGGAAGCUCUGGGAGGGGGCAGCUGUUGGCACCCCAAAGAGCAGCACCUCUGCAGCACUGUGCAGACGUGGGCAGCGGGACACAGCCCAGCAGGAUGGUCCUCGGGGUGCAGGGCAGCGUGCCCAGUGACCUGACCCCAGAGGAGUGCCAGGAGCUGGAGAACAUCCGCCGCCGCAAGCAGGAGCUGCUGGCUGACAUUCAGAGGCUGAAAGAUGAGAUCGCAGAAGUGACGAAUGAGAUCGAGAACCUGGGCUCCACGGAGGAGAGGAAAAACAUGCAGAGGAACAAGCAGGUGGCAAUGGGCAGGAAGAAGUUCAACAUGGAUCCCAAGAAGGGCAUCCAGUUCCUGAUUGAGAACGACUUGCUGAAGAACACGUGUGAGGAUAUUGCUCAGUUCCUCUACAAGGGAGAGGGCCUCAACAAGACAGCCAUUGGAGACUACCUGGGUGAGAGGGACGAGUUUAACAUCCAAGUCCUGCACGCCUUCGUGGAGCUGCAUGAGUUCACGGACCUCAACCUCGUCCAGGCAUUGCGGCAGUUCCUGUGGAGCUUUCGGCUGCCGGGAGAGGCACAGAAGAUCGAUCGGAUGAUGGAGGCCUUCGCACAGCGGUACUGCCAGUGCAACCCUGGCGUCUUCCAGUCCACAGACACCUGCUAUGUGCUCUCCUUCGCUAUCAUCAUGCUGAACACCAGCCUGCACAACCCCAACGUCAAGGACAAACCCACAGCAGAGCGAUUCAUCGCCAUGAACCGUGGCAUCAACGAUGGGGGGGACCUGCCUGAGGAGCUGCUGCGGAAUCUCUAUGAGAGCAUCAAGAAUGAACCCUUCAAAAUCCCAGAGGAUGAUGGCAAUGACCUCACACACACCUUCUUCAACCCUGACCGGGAGGGCUGGCUGCUGAAGCUGGGAGGAGGAAGGGUGAAGACGUGGAAGCGGCGCUGGUUCAUCCUGACCGACAACUGCCUUUACUACUUCGAAUACACGACGGAUAAAGAGCCACGUGGCAUCAUCCCCUUGGAGAACCUGAGCAUCCGUGAGGUGGAGGACUCCAAGAAACCCAACUGCUUUGAGCUCUACAUCCCUGACAACAAGGACCAGGUGAUCAAAGCGUGCAAAACGGAGGCAGACGGGCGGGUAGUGGAGGGGAACCACACCGUGUACCGCAUCUCAGCCCCCACACCUGAGGAGAAGGAGGAGUGGAUCAAGUGCAUCAAGGCAGCCAUCAGCCGGGACCCAUUCUACGAGAUGCUGGCUGCCAGGAAGAAGAAGGUAUCCUCCACCAAGAGGCACUAGCAGCCUGGCAAGACCACCAUGCCCCUGGCAGCACCAUACCUCCAUCCGCAGGGCUGCGGGGCUGGGGCUCAGCACGGCCCUGGUGCCAGGACCCAGCUUCAGCUUUGCAGUUUCUUUACCGUGGGGGGAGGGAGGGAGCAAGGGUAUCUCAGUGCCAUCACCACCUCGCUUCCAGACAGCUCCAGGCUGCAGCUGGGACUCCCUUGCACACAGUCCUGGGGUUGGCUGUGAGAUGAGAAGUGUCACCUGUGCACAUCGCCCUCCCCUCCCACCUUAGCAGCCCAGUGCUUGCCCGGCAUCCCCCCACUGAGCUCCCACUGAGCAGCUUCCAGUCCUGGGCAGCAGUGAGCUGCAGCCAGUGGGAGAGAUAAGAGCCUGGCCAAGGGGAACCCAGCAUCCCCAUGUUGGGGACGGGCUUCUGGGUCCCAGCACUCGUGUCCUGAAGCACUUGAGGUGUCCCAUCCUGGAGGAGAAGGCUGGCAGUUGUGGGGUGCUGGAGGCACAGGGCAGCCCCAGGGCAGUGGCAGCGCUCCUGGCCCUCGUUGUAGCGGGCUUGGGGUGCCCUCCCCAGCCAUGGGGUGCUGGAGCUGGGGGAGGCUGCAGUCCCAUGGCACCAGGCUGGUGCUGCCCUGCCACAUCCUACAGCCAUGAGCCCCUCAGUGCUGGGUAGGGAAGGCCAUUGUGAGCCCCUGACCCCAGGCAGGACUGCACCAAGGAUGGCUGCCAUCAGGAUGUGGCCCCACUCCUCUGCCCCACAAACACCACGGCCAUCCCAUUCCCCAGCCACAUACGCAGGUCCAGAGAGACACCUGGAUCAGUAUCAGUCUAUUUAUCAGAGGUGUAAAUAUUCCUGUAUAGUUUCCUCCUUUUAAAUUAUUUUAUAUGUAGGGGUUAAGUGCAGAGGCCUCUCUGGCGGGUACGGUGUGGCUGGAUUUUAUAUUCCUUUGGGUUAUUUGGGUUUUUUUUUUGCCACGGCCUUGUAAACUGCAGCCAAUAAACACCAAACUGCGCUCA